Molecule: messenger RNA, 489 nt
Organism: Cornus florida
Lineage: Eukaryota; Viridiplantae; Streptophyta; Magnoliopsida; Cornales; Cornaceae
Exons: 1
Coding region: 1-489 (162 amino acids)
Source: RefSeq, a predicted model, not a curated record
AUGGCUCAAAUGGAUGAGGCACUUCAAAUGCCAAAUCCUAAUGCGGAACAAGUUCCCAUGAUUACGUACAUAAGGGACAUACACAAAUUAGGAGCUAUUGAGUUCGUUAGAGCUGCCGAUCCACUCGAUGCCGAAAAAUGGAUCGAUGCCAUGGAAAAAUAUUUUAAGAUGAUGGACUGCACUGAAGUGCAGAAAAUGAUGAUAGCUGCAUUUUUCUUGUCGGGUGAGGCGCGCCAGUGGUGGCGGACCGUGAUUAGGACUACUGUAGAUAUAGCCGCUAUGACUUGGGAAGAAUUUAAGACACGGUUCUAUAAAAAAUAUUUUCCACGGUCUGUGAGAGAAAAGAAGGGAAUUGAAUUCAUGGAAUUAAAACAGAGCAAUACAAUGACGAUUAGUGACUAUGAGACAAAGUUCAUGAAACUCUUUCGAUUUGCUACUCACAUAAUGGCUAAUGAGAACACAGGAUUCGAAAGUUUGAGUAGGGUUUGA